Molecule: messenger RNA, 7349 nt
Organism: Balaenoptera acutorostrata (minke whale)
Lineage: Eukaryota; Metazoa; Chordata; Mammalia; Artiodactyla; Balaenopteridae
Gene: ADCY5
Product: adenylate cyclase 5
Exons: 22
Coding region: 1238-5080 (1280 amino acids)
Biological process (GO): intracellular signal transduction; adenylate cyclase-inhibiting G protein-coupled receptor signaling pathway; adenylate cyclase-activating G protein-coupled receptor signaling pathway
Cellular component (GO): plasma membrane
Molecular function (GO): adenylate cyclase activity
Source: RefSeq, a predicted model, not a curated record
GCGGGCGAGAAGGGAGGAGCGGCGCGAGCGGCCGGAGCAGCGCAGGGCCCGAGGCGUGCAUGGCGCGCCCUGAGCCCGGCUCCCGCGGGUCCCCCCGUAGCGCCCCGGGGGCGCAGCGACUCUUGGGUCGGCCCCUCUCGGCCGGCUGCCUCUGAGCGCCGGCCCUCGAUCUCUGGAUGCCGUGCUCCCUGGGAGAAGCCCGCCUGCGUUGGGGCGGAACGGCGGCGGUGCUGCGCCGGAUUCCGCCCUCAGCUUAGUCCUUCUGCGCCCGGCCGCGGCGGGCCCGCAGCCGGCGGCGAGGAGCCUGGAGCUUGCGGAGCCGGCGCGACAGCCCUCCUGGGCCAGCGGGUCCGGGCCAGCUCCGCUCCGUUUUGGGGGAAGGGGGAGGCGAGAGGGGAAGGGCCGCGCUGCAGGAGCCGGUCCUCGCCCCCGCCCCCCUGCGCGGACACGCUGAAGGCUGGGCUCGGCUUUCGCGGGGGCCAAGCUCCCACUCUCGCCGCGGGAGGUGGGGGAUGCGGGCGACGGCCCCCUUGGGCUCCAGGACCCUCCCCCCAGGGCUCCGGAGCUGUUGCUCCGCCCGCCGCCCCCUCCCCCGUCCUCUCCACCCCCCCCAUCCCACCACCCCACCCCUCGUAAGAAAAUAAUGCUGGCUGGCGCCCGCACCUCCCAGUCGCUCCCAGUCCGCCGCGAGGAAAGGGCGCCCGCUUGGUUUCCACGCCGGGACCCCUACCGAGCCGCCCUAGCUGCCGCCUCGCCGCGUGUGCCGCUGGGCUCCGCUUAGGCAGAAUCUGCGAGCGCCGCGCCCGGGCAUUGCCAGCUCCGGGGAGGCGCCGCCCGCAAGGACACCUCUCCGUCCCGCCUCGUCCGCAACUCCGGUCCUUGUCGAGCUCGACGCGAGCCAGGAGUCCGGACGUCCCUCUGCGCGCGGCUCAGCAGCUCGAGUAGUCCCCGCUGCCCCAGCUCGGAGCCAACUCCAUCUCGGACCUGGGACUCCUGACGCGGAUUCUCAGCCACUUCUCACCUCGGGGCUGUGCCUGCCUCCUACUUGCUCUCCCGUUGCCCUCCUUCUCCGCUCAGGACGGGGGUGCCAAGAUGCCCCGCUACUGCCCAGGGCCCCGGGCCGCCCCCGACGUGUGACCCCUGCCUGGUCCCCCUGCUCGGCCGUCCGCCCUCCCCUUGGAGAACCCCGGCCCGGCCCCCGGGGGAGGAGGAAGAAGACGACGAGGCCGAGGGGGGGAUGUCCAGCUCCAAAAGCGUGAGCCCCCCGGGCUACGCGGCGCAGACAGCGGCGGCGCCGGCGUCCCGGGGAGGCCCGGAACACCGCUCGGCGUGGGGCGAGGCCGACUCCCGCGCCAAUGGCUACCCCCACGCCCCUGGGGGUUCGGCCCGCGGCUCCACCAAGAAACCCGGGGGGACGGUGACCCCGCAGCAGCAGCAGCAGCAGCGCCUGGCCAGCCGCUGGCGCAGCGACGACGACGACGAUCCUCCGCUGAGUGGCGAUGACCCCCUGGCUGGGGGCUUCGGCUUCAGCUUCCGUUCCAAGUCGGCCUGGCAGGAGCGCGGCGGCGACGACUGCGGUCGCGGCAGCCGGCGGCAGCGGCGGGGCGCGGCCGGCGGGGGCAGCACCCGGGCGCCCCCUGCGGGCGGCGGCGGCGGCUCGGCGGCGGCGGCGGCCGCAGCUGGCGGGACGGAGGUGCGCCCCCGUUCUGUGGAGCUGGGUCUGGAGGAGCGGCGGGGCAAGGGCCGCGCGGCCGACGAGCUGGAGGCCGGCGCCGUCGAGGAAGACGAGGGUUCCGGAGAUGGCGGCAGCUUGGCAGGCUCGGGCGCGGGGCCUGGCGCGGUGCUGUCGCUGGGCGCCUGCUGCUUGGCACUGCUGCAGAUAUUCCGCUCGAAGAAGUUCCCGUCGGACAAGCUGGAGCGGCUGUACCAGCGCUACUUCUUCCGUCUGAACCAGAGCAGCCUCACGAUGCUCAUGGCUGUGCUGGUGCUCGUGUGCCUCGUCAUGUUGGCCUUCCACGCGGCACGGCCCCCGCUGCAGCUGCCCUACCUGGCCGUGCUGGCGGCUGCCGUGGGUGUGAUCCUCGUUAUGGCCGUGCUCUGCAACCGCGCCGCCUUCCACCAGGACCACAUGGGCCUGGCCUGCUACGCGCUCAUCGCCGUGGUGCUGGCUGUCCAGGUGGUGGGCCUGCUGCUGCCCCAGCCGCGCAGCGCCUCCGAGGGCAUCUGGUGGACUGUGUUCUUCAUCUAUACCAUCUACACGCUGCUGCCCGUUCGCAUGCGGGCCGCGGUACUCAGCGGGGUGCUCCUGUCUGCCCUCCACCUGGCCAUCGCCCUGCGCACCAACGCCCAGGACCAGUUCCUGCUCAAGCAGCUCGUCUCCAAUGUCCUCAUUUUCUCCUGCACCAACAUCGUGGGCGUCUGCACCCACUACCCGGCUGAGGUCUCCCAGAGACAGGCCUUCCAGGAGACCCGGGAGUGCAUCCAGGCUCGGCUGCACUCGCAGCGGGAGAACCAGCAGCAGGAGCGGCUCCUGCUGUCUGUCCUUCCCCGUCACGUUGCCAUGGAGAUGAAAGCAGACAUCAAUGCCAAACAGGAGGAUAUGAUGUUCCAUAAAAUUUACAUCCAGAAACAUGACAACGUGAGCAUCCUGUUUGCUGACAUCGAGGGCUUCACCAGCCUGGCGUCCCAGUGCACUGCCCAGGAGCUUGUCAUGACCCUCAACGAGCUCUUCGCCCGCUUCGACAAGCUGGCUGCAGAGAAUCACUGUUUACGUAUUAAGAUCCUGGGAGAUUGUUAUUACUGCGUCUCAGGGCUGCCUGAAGCCAGGGCUGACCAUGCCCACUGCUGCGUGGAGAUGGGCAUGGACAUGAUUGAGGCCAUCUCGCUGGUCCGGGAGGUGACAGGUGUCAACGUGAACAUGCGUGUGGGAAUCCACAGCGGGCGAGUGCACUGUGGCGUCCUUGGCCUCAGGAAGUGGCAGUUCGACGUCUGGUCUAACGACGUCACGCUGGCCAACCACAUGGAGGCUGGAGGCAAGGCAGGACGCAUCCACAUCACCAAGGCCACACUCAACUACCUGAAUGGCGACUACGAAGUGGAGCCGGGCGGUGGGGGCGAGCGCAACGCCUACCUCAAAGAGCACAGUAUCGAGACCUUCCUCAUCCUGCGCUGCACCCAGAAGCGGAAAGAAGAGAAGGCCAUGAUUGCCAAGAUGAAUCGCCAGAGAACCAACUCGAUCGGGCACAACCCACCACACUGGGGGGCCGAGCGCCCCUUCUACAACCACCUGGGUGGCAACCAGGUGUCCAAGGAGAUGAAACGGAUGGGCUUUGAAGAUCCCAAGGACAAGAACGCCCAGGAAAGUGCGAACCCCGAGGAUGAAGUGGAUGAAUUUCUGGGCCGUGCCAUUGACGCCAGGAGCAUCGACAGGCUACGAUCUGAGCAUGUUCGCAAGUUCCUCUUGACCUUCAGGGAGCCUGACUUAGAGAAGAAGUACUCCAAGCAGGUGGAUGACCGAUUCGGUGCCUACGUGGCAUGUGCCUCGCUCGUCUUCCUCUUCAUCUGCUUUGUCCAGAUCACCAUUGUGCCCCACUCCGUGUUCAUGUUGAGUUUCUACCUGACCUGUUUCCUGCUGCUGACCUUGGUGGUAUUUGUGUCCGUGAUCUACUCCUGCGUGAAGGCGUUUCCAAAGGACACAUGGCAUGCUUGCAGAUCAGCCUUACCAGGAGGCAUUAAGCUCUUCCCGGCCCCGCUGCAGAGGCUCUCCAGGAAGAUCGUGCGGUCCAAGAUGAACAGCACCCUGGUGGGCGUGUUCACCAUCACCCUGGUGUUCCUGUCGGCUUUCGUCAACAUGUUCACGUGCAACUCCAAGGACCUGCUUGGCUGCCUGGCGGACGAACACAACAUCAGUGCCAGCCAGGUCAACGCGUGCCACGUGGCGGAGUCAGCCGGCAACUACAGCCUGGGUGACGAGCGGGGCUUCUGCGGCAGCCCCUGGCCCAACUGCAACUUCCCCGAGUACUUCACCUAUAGCGUGCUGCUCAGCCUGCUGGCCUGCUCCGUGUUCCUGCAGAUCAGCUGCAUCGGGAAGCUGGUGCUCAUGCUGGCCAUCGAGCUCAUCUACGUGCUUGUCGUUGAGGUGCCCAGUGUCACGCUCUUUGACAAUGCCGACCUACUGGUCACAGCCAACGCCAUAGACUUCAACAACAACGGGACCUCCCAGUGCCCUGAGCACGCGACCAAGGUGGCGCUGAAGGUGGUGACACCCAUCAUCAUCUCGGUCUUCGUGCUGGCCCUGUACCUGCACGCGCAGCAGGUGGAGUCCACCGCCCGCCUCGACUUCCUCUGGAAACUGCAGGCCACCGAGGAGAAGGAGGAGAUGGAGGAGCUGCAGGCCUACAACCGGCGGCUGCUGCACAACAUCCUGCCCAAGGAUGUAGCCGCGCACUUCCUGGCCCGCGAGCGGCGCAACGAUGAGCUCUACUAUCAGUCGUGUGAGUGCGUGGCCGUCAUGUUCGCCUCCAUCGCCAACUUCUCCGAGUUCUACGUGGAGCUGGAGGCCAACAACGAGGGCGUCGAGUGCCUGCGGCUGCUCAACGAGAUCAUCGCCGACUUUGACGAGAUCAUCAGUGAGGAUCGGUUCAGGCAGCUGGAAAAGAUCAAGACCAUCGGCAGCACCUACAUGGCCGCCUCGGGCCUCAAUGACUCCACCUAUGACAAGGUGGGCAAGACCCACAUCAAAGCUCUGGCUGACUUCGCCAUGAAGCUGAUGGACCAAAUGAAGUACAUCAACGAGCACUCCUUCAACAACUUCCAGAUGAAGAUUGGGCUCAAUAUCGGCCCCGUAGUGGCUGGGGUGAUUGGGGCCCGCAAACCUCAGUACGACAUCUGGGGCAAUACAGUGAACGUGGCCAGCCGCAUGGACAGCACCGGCGUGCCCGACCGCAUCCAGGUCACCACAGACAUGUACCAGGUGCUGGCCGCCAACACGUACCAGCUGGAGUGCCGGGGUGUGGUCAAGGUCAAGGGCAAAGGCGAGAUGAUGACAUACUUCCUCAACGGAGGGCCCCCGCCCAGUUAGCAGCCGCCGCGGACGCCAGGCAGCCUGGCCUCCAGAGAAACGGCGGAAGCCUCGCUCCAGCCCACGAGGCCGCCCUGAGAUUUUCCACUUUGACUCCAGAAGCAGCUUCUGCCUUGGCGGGCGGGCGGUCUCCGUCCCAGGCCUCGGGGUGCCAGCGUCCUGCGAGCACCAAGCUGACCAAAGAUGUCUCCCCCUGUAGUAGACGCCGCCAGACUCGAUCGGAAUCUCGUUUUCUAACGGGUGCUGUUGCGGCGCGUGCGCGGGCGGAGAGGCGCCGCUGGAGGGGCCUGGGCGCGCGGCAGCCCCGUGUGCGGGGCCGCGGGAGCACGGCCUCGGCGGGCGGGAGGCGGCGCCACCUGGCCCCGGGCCCUGGGGCUGCUUUUCUAUGUGAGCCUUUAAACUUCAGAGCGAGGCCGCGGCCCUGCUCCGUGGUGGAGGGGGCCCCGGGCGGGAGUGCUGGCUUUGGAGGGACCGAGGCCUUCCUCGCGGGCUCCUCCCACACCCACACACACAGCCGGUGCCCCCUGGAGGGGGCAGAACUGCGAGGGGGAGGCCAGAGGCCCCGGAGCAAGGAGUGGUGGUUCUGAGAAAAAGAAAAUAUUUAUUAAAUAAAACAAAACACGUUUCUGUGCCCUUCUUUAGACUAUGCUAGUUGUAUGCGUGUAAGAAACCCACAGGCAAAGCAGGAUGCCACUGGGGAGGGAGGGCGGGGACCCCAACUUGUCUUUUUGUAUUUUUUACUUUGUAUUAUUGAAAACCUUGGAGAUCUAACAAAUAUACCAAAUUCUAUAUUUUGUAAAUUCUCUAUAUUAGAAAACAGCUGUGCACAGCAGGGCAUUUGUGCUCAUUUGUACUGUACGUAUGUCAAUGUACUGGAGUGUGUGUGUGUGUGUUUAUGCUGCGGAACUGGUCUCAUUCAGGACACCUGUUUCCCUCACUUAAGAUUUCCCCAGGUCCAACCAGAACAGUGAGCAUGUCCUUUCGGGGUACCAUAGGUAGGAAGAUGCAUGCACACAGUACCCCACCUCUCUCCCACACACACACACAUACAUACACACACACACAUAUACACACACACAAACAUACACACACACACCACUUCCCCUAAGUAAAAUGCAAACAAAAUGAAAAGAAAACAAAAGCUUCUUUCCCAUCUCAGGCCAAGUUGGAAUCAAGGGAAGCAGCCUCAACCUGCGGUGGACAGUUCGGCCACCCUCCAGCCUUCCACUCCCUGAGAUGUCAGUGUUUGCUGCCUGCAGAGAGGCAGCUCCUGCAACUGUGAGAGCUCAGCUGGCGUUGGGAGCUCUGCCCGGCUCCUCUGUUGGCCGAGGUGCAGGUGGCUCUCUCAGGAGAUGAUCCCUCAGACUUGGGGAUGUAAUGUGCAGCCCUCAGGCAAGGAAAGGGCGGUGGCUUUGCUCUCCACCUGCAAACCAGAGGAAAGAGUAGAGGCCAGCUUCAGAGUCCAUGGGGCAAAGCUAGCAGAAAUCUCAUUUUGUCUGAUUUUUGUUUUGGGGGGAGGGAGCAGUCAAAUAUACCAAGAAAAAGCUCUAUUUUUUAUACCCUAUGAGGGAGGCAUUUGGGAAAUGAUAUACUAUUACAGAGACAUAUUCAAACAGAAUCCUUUGGUCCUGUGCCCAGAUCUUCUUGUUGCUUCUCAGGGCAGCAUUAUUCUCGCCUCCAACAUGGGCUUGAAGGAGGUGAGGAGGCAGCUAUAUGCCAGCUGUGAAAUGUUACUUUGAUGCCCACCUGCAGCACCUCUCACUGGACACUAGCACCACCCUCCCCUUUCCACACACUGUCUCCCACCCCAGUUUGAACACAGCUCUGAGAAGCAAAGCUUAUGGACCUAAAACUGGCAGCCUUAGUCUCUCUGUGCUUUUGCUGCUCCAGCCUCUGAAUUCUGCAUCACGCCUCUUGCAUCUGUCACGAGGGGCUGGCUAUCUCCAUGGUGUUGUAUUCAAGUCCCUGACCCCUCCAUAUGGCCCGCCAGUGGUGCUGGGUUUUCAUUUUGCUCCCAACCUGAGUAAUGUGUGUGCUGAGUUUCUCCUGUGUUUCCCCUGUUGGUCAUGGCCUCCCUGGCCUUGUGGGGACCCAUCCUCUCCAUCCCGGCAGUGACUGGUGGCAACGUGUAGUGCUAGCUCUUCAUUCCCUCCAAGGGGUGUGCACACUUUUUAUCCCUGCUCUUGCAAAAAUGAAUACAAUUAUGAUUUCCCAUGGAAAUUGAAAAGUCUAUUUAACUAAUUUAACUAUUAAACACUUUCACUGGUAA